Messenger RNA from Lactuca virosa, 2370 nucleotides. Lineage: Eukaryota; Viridiplantae; Streptophyta; Magnoliopsida; Asterales; Asteraceae. The record is from the annotation of a GenBank genome assembly.
AUGGAGUCUAUGUUGAAUGGCACCAAGUGUAGAAAUAACACGUUGGAGAUAAAUAUUGCAAAGCACGAAAGGAAGAUCCCAGUCAGGCCAAAGCAGAGCAAGAAAGUUCCCGUUGGGGCUUGCAGAACCGUCGGCAAUGGCCAUGUAGACAACCGUUCAUACGCUCAUGUUCCGGCGGGGGUCUCUACAAAAAUUGGGGGUAAUUAUUCACACUCGUUGCAACACCCAAUUCGUCUGAGGUCCGACCAGUACAUGGAUGGAUGGAUAAAAAAUUAUUGUCUUAUUGGUGAGGCUAAGACCAUGCACCACCUGGCUCACCUGCCGGAACUUAUUUCCAUUCACAUCGAACACCGGCCUUCGGUUAAAUACGUUGGGGGCAUGUUGGCCCUCAUCAUUUUUCAUGCUUCGGUAAGUGCACGGGAGUUCCUUGAUGGUGAAAACAACUGGAAAUAUAUCUUCAAGUGGUUAAAGCGGGGAGAUACCGUGGCGACGAAGUUUGAACGUGUUACAUCAGUUAGAAUCGUAGGUCUCCCCAUACAGCUCUGGAACGACGCAAACUUUAGAGCCAUUCUGGCAAGAUUUGGGAAACUAGUGGUGUCGUUUGAUAAUAUCAAGGAACGAUUGGACCUCUCGGUCGUUAAAAUUGGAAUUUUGACAGGGGAAAAGAAGAAGCACAAUGAGAUUGUUCAAGUUGAGAUUGAGGGUAGACCUUUCGAAGUGGGGGUGGUGGAAUAUGAAGAUGAACCUUGGUUUCCGUUCGUCUUCGCAAAUGAAAAGGAUCCCUAUGAAUCGGAGUCUGAUGCGAAAUGUUCUUUUGGUGGAAAAUUGGAUGAGGAAGACACGAAUGUACCCAAUGAUGAUGAGGAUGAAAAUUUCAUGGAUGACUACAAUCAUAACGAGGAUAAGACGGACGACAUGGAAUACGAGGAUGGAGAAAUUCAUCUGGAGGAGUACGGAUAUGUUCCUACUCCACCGCCUCCUCCGGUGGGCGGAGCUCCGAAACCUGCAGAUGAGUCCAUUGUUGGUGUGCCACCCGAGGUGGUUGAUGGUGGCGAUCAAAGUUCCCCGGUCGAUUCCUUGGACUCUGAACAGUUGCGUGAGUGCUUCGAGCAUGGGGAAGAGGAACCGACUCUUGGAAAUCUCGAUGUAGAGGAAUUUAAUGAUAACGGUUAUUUUGGGGCAGAUCAUGGUGACGUGGAUACCUCAGCGCGUGAGACUAGAAUUGGAUCGGAGUUAGAGUGUGUAGAUACCCAUAUGGAGCCCAUUAAUUUUCCUCUCAACUUGGUCCAAUCAGGAUGUUUUGGGCCUUUCCCCUCCGCUGUCUCAUCUCCCUUAGCAAGUAACUCCACUCCCAUUUCCGGUGACAAGCCCAUGAAGUGUCGGACAUCUGUCAAACGUAAAAGGUGCCAUCGCUCCCCGUCUGGUGACAAUUUUUCCCCAAUUAAACUUUUCCCUGACCUCGUUCCGGAUCCGGAAUUUCCACCGCACAACCUUCAAUCAUCCUUUAAUAUCGUCGUGGGUAUGAACCACGAUAAUCCUAUCGUCCUUCAGACUACUCCUACAUGCCCUGUCUCAGUCAGUCCUGCCCUAAAUUCGAUUCCUGGGUUGGCGCCUCCAUUUGGGGUUCCAGAAAUUGAAGCUAUAACAGUUGUGGGAGCCAUAAUUGGUUUCGAUAUUCAGUCAGACAACCCGUUGUUGGUCGAAGUCCUCAGUGGCAACGAUGACUAUUAUGCUAAUAAUCGACUACUGGGUACUUGGAAAAAUAUUGUCGGGGUAUGUAAAGAGCUGAGAAAAAAGAACAUAGCCUCUGAAGAUGUUUUAUGUAAACGAACAAACUCUGUAGUUGAAUCUUGGAUCUGUAAGCUGACUUCGGAUGGAAUUUUUGCUGUCAAUGCGCUACGAAAAAUCUGGGAUAGGAGCUUACCUAUUUCUGGGAGAAAAUUCGAAUGGAUUCGUGAAGUUCCAAUAAAGGUGGUUUGCUUUAUAUGGCGGGCGUGGCUGGGGAAAAUUCCCACUAAGUUAGCACUAGUAAAACGUGGGGUCUCCUUGGGAGAUAUAAAAUGUAGUCUUUGUGAUGACUGGGAGGAAGAUUCGGAUCAUGUUUUGGUUGGGUGUGAAUAUGCAAAAGAAGUACUGAGCUGGAUCUUUAAAUGGUGUGGUGUGACGAUGCCCCCAAUCAGAACUGUGGUUGAGUUGCUGGAUUUUGCCAACAAUUGGUCGAAUAAUCCAAGUAAAAGGAGGUUAUUCUUGGGGAUUUGUUAUGGUGCUCUUUGGGGCAUUUGGAAACAAAGGAAUGGCAGAGUGUUUAAUGAUUCCAAGAUGCCCUCAGCUAAAUGUGCUGAUCUCAUUCAGUCCACAUUGUUUCUCUAG